AUGUCUGUGCUCGAUUCCAAGAUUCCAGUCGCCGUCUACUUAUACAGACAAGACGCAGCUCUGUCCCACGAUCACUCGCGCCGGGCAACCUCAUCACCCGCCUCUGCGAAACGACGAUCCGUCUCGAGAAUGACCGGCCUACUACCGCUUGCCUUGCCCAAUUCACGCUCUAAUACUCCCAGCCCUGUGCCUGACGAGGGUGCCGACGACAAUAUGGACGGCUGCUUCCCGGAGAUGUUGGCCAGAGACCUGGAGAUGUCGAGUGCAGUUUUCGCAGCCAAGAACAUGACUGCCGGUUCACCAUCAAUGGCCAUCUUUUACCAGGAGAAACAAGACAGCAAGGCACCCUGCCCAGGCCGAAUUCUUACAUCCCCAUAUCAGUCCGGAUCAGUACGAAUACAAAAUCUCGGCUCGAUCGAAGAACGACAAUCGAUGGUGUCCUUUAUCGAACAACGUGGCUAUGGCUCCGAGGAGACUGGUUCAGAUGUUGAGUCUCUGCCUGCCUCUGAGUCUUCUGGAGGCAUGGAGGUUCCUUCAAUUCGACUACGCGAGCAGUCUAUCGUUACAGCGGCUACAUCCCUUACAUCAGCCAGUGGAAGCGCUCCAUCACCCAAGGAUCUACUCUCACUGGACCGAGCGCAUGAGUACAGCUGGAUUGAUAUUGAUUCGGACGACGACGAUGACGAAGACGAGAUUGAGGUGCAUGAAGAGCCUACCGUUGAGGAUCAAUCAGUUGCCCUAUCUCCACGACCACCAACACCCCCAAGCACAGAGACGACAUUUGACAUAACAGUUAUGAUGAAAGAUAUCGACCAACCACCAAGACAGCAACUACACCAGACUAGCCCUAGUGGCGACAGUCCGAAAUCCUGGCACCGACGCCAGAUUUCCAUCAAGUCCAUGGAAGUCCCAAUGAUACCCCCCAGGAGAGCCUCCUUGUCACAAGCCACAACCCCCCUGGAUACCACUUAUAGACCCAAGACGCCCUGCUUCGAUUCGCGGAUAAGCACCGAGAGUCACCGACAACAACAGUCACCAUACUUUACCCAGCGUUUCCGCGACGAGACUGACAACACCAUCCUUCUCAAGUCAGACUUUGGCUCCAUUGAACUGGAGAUUGAGGAAGACAGCUAUAUGGACGAUUACACCCCCGACUACCCUCCGGCACUGUCUCGACCAGACACUAUUUACAUCCAAGAAACGCCACCCCCAUCUCCACUACCUACAGUCGAGUCGUGGCUGGAUGGCUCAAACCCACCUUGCCUACCCCAAAUACCAGUGGACGAUCUAGCAAAGGCCGUUCCAUUGCCGCCAGAUAUUAUCGAGACGCUAAGAGUGUCGAUCGCCUGCUUCCCAGAGACGAUGCUCCUCUCGUCUAGUCUCACUAUCGAGACGAUCCGGACAUACUCCAAAAAGGUACGGCACCCUUCAACAGACAUCUGGAACGAAUCCCCGGUCGACCCGGCAGCCCCGGGACCCCGGAGGUCUAUUUGGAAAAAGGUUGUCUCGCAUGGCCGCGAGUCGAUCGGCACCAGGCGCCACCGGUUACACAUGUACGAAGAUGGCGCUCACCAAGACGCUGUGGCGUCUCCGGCUCCCUGGGCAUCGCUGAGACACGUCUUUGGCGGAUGCUCGGAUUACAUAUGCGACGCCCUGUAUGCCCACAUUGUCGCCUACAACUACGUGUCGCGCGUUCCUCGAAACCAGCCCGCCUCGCAACGCGCGUCGACGUCCUACUCGAAACCCCAGAGCGAAGACAUCCCCAAGAAGGCGGCUACACUACUCGGGCUGAGUACGCCACAGACGCAUCUGACACCCAAUGUUGGGCGCUUUGCAAAGAAGUUUAGCACGCCGCUCACGGCCAUGGGCUUUGGCAAGGAUGAGGUUCCCUCGACUACGGCGCAGGAUAAUGCCACGCGGAACAUCGAGUCCGGUUUGCUGCGGUGUAUCUCGCGCCUGGUUGCAACAGCCAAGAUGAUGGCUGAGGAGGGUAGUGGAGAGGACAGGUUGGUGGAUGUUGAACCACAAGAGGUUGACAUGAUCUUUGUGAGGAGCCUCUGCGAGAUUGUGAGGAUUUCUGAGGAGGCAACUUAG
Molecule: messenger RNA, 2094 nt
Organism: Fusarium falciforme
Lineage: Eukaryota; Fungi; Ascomycota; Sordariomycetes; Hypocreales; Nectriaceae
Exons: 1
Coding region: 1-2094 (697 amino acids)
Source: RefSeq, a predicted model, not a curated record